GUCCCUCCCCGGUACCACGGCAACGGAGGCGGCGCGGCGGCGGGGAGGGGGGGAGGCGGCUCCGCGCGGCACCGGGGCACGAGCCCGCCCGGGGCCCCGCCGCGGCGGCCCCGUCAGCGGCCCCGAGCCCGCUCCGGUGCCCACGGGCGGCGGCGGGGCCGCGGGUCCGUGUCGGUGCGUGCGUGUGCGCUGCCCGCCCGCCGCGGGGGGAGAAAGGGGGGAGCCCGGCCUCCUUCCUCAUUUUGGGGCUGAGAAGACAGAUUUCCUUCGCCAGCUGCAGUUCUGCUCUUUUUUUUUUUUUUUUUUUUAAUUUGUCUUAUUUAUCAAACCCAGCCGCCAAGCCGGGCGCGGGGCCGCGCUGUGAAGCCGCGGGCUCCGCUCCCCGCACCGAUGGAGCCGCAUCCCCGGGAUCCCGGCCGCACCGCCUGGGCACUGCCCUGCCUGCUGCUGCUCGCCCUGCCCGGUGUGGGUGCCCAGGACUUCAGUGUGCACCAGCCCCAGGACAAGCUGUCGGUGGCAGCAGGAGAGACACUCACCCUGAACUGCACCACAUCUGGAAUGGUUAUAAUAGGUGGUGUGAGGUGGCUGAAGGGAUGGGGCAGUGGGAACAAGACCAUCUAUGACCAGAGAGAGAAGGAUCGCUAUCCCAGAGUGAUGAGAGCAGUGGAUGGGUCCGACUCAGACUUCACCAUCCACAUCAGGAACGUUCAGCCUGAGGACACGGGCACCUACUACUGUGUGAAAUUUCGCAAGAACGACAGUGGUGAGGAUGAGUUCUUUCAGCGUGGCAAUGGCACCGAGGUGUCUGUCCAUGCCAAACCCAGCCCCCUGUUCUUGUCUGGGCCUGAGCAGAGAAUGAGGCCAGAACAGUCAGCGUCGUUCUCCUGCACAACUGGAGGGUUCUUUCCAAAAGAGAUUGAGGUGAAAUGGUUCAUGAACAUGGUCCCCUUGAUGGCUCAGCAGCCCCAGAUCAGCGAAUGGAGAGGGAAAACCUACAACAUGUCCAGCACAGUGAUGGUGACCCUGCAGAAGGCUUAUGUCCACUCACAGCUCAUCUGUGAGGUGCAGCACUCCACGCUGCAGGACCCACUGCGUGGGAGCUACCAGCUCAGCAGAGUCCUGCAAGUUCCCCCCAGUGUCAAAGUGCAUGCUGAGCCGAGCCCUGUUGAGGUGAACAAGACCGUGACCUUCACCUGCCUCGUGAAGGAGUUUUACCCAGCAAAUGUGUCCAUUUCCUGGCUGGAGAAUGGGAUUGAAAUAAAGGUGCCUAACGUCUCCCAGCCAUCGGAGCUGCGCAGUGGCUUGUUCCAGCUGAGAAGCCAGGUGGAUGUGCAAGCGACGGAGGAGAAAAACGGGUCCACAAUCACCUGCAUGGUGGUGCACGAUGGCCAGGCCUCUACCAACACCUCAGCCUUCCUGUGGAUCUCCAACAUGGCCCAGGAGGAAUCAAGAAAGGGUUCCCCAAUAAAUAAGGAUGAUAUGGUCAUCUACAUUGUGGUGGGUGUGGUCUGCACCAUGCUGGCCGUGCUGGUGGCUGCCAUUCUGUACCUCAUCCGGACGAAACAGAUGAAGGGUAAAAGCUCGCCAUCUGCUAGGUUACAUGAGCCAGAGAAGAGCAGCGAGGCCACGACCCAGGAAUCCGACCCCAACAACCUGACCUACGCGGACCUGAACUUCGACAAGGAGAGGAAGACCAUCCGCCGGAUGGUGGAGAUGAGCCAGCAGUCGGAGUACGCCUGCAUCCAGACCAACCGGGCGCCCAACGGCGACGACAACCUCACCUACGCCGACCUGGACAUGGUGCACCUCAGCAAGGCACCCAAGCGGCCGGCCCCGCGCCCCGAGGAGGCCAGCUCGGAGUAUGCCAGCGUCCAGAUCACCAGGAAGUGAGCGAGCAGUGGCUGCUGGGACCCCUGUCCUGCAGGGAGCAGCUCUGCUCCUCCCUAAAACUGUUCUCCUGGAAGCACUGGGAGUGAUGUGAAGAUGCACUGCGGUACCUGUGUUUUAGGGUGGAAAUGGAGCCCGCAGUACUUGUGGGGGUCUUCUGCCAUCCAGAGAGACAUGAAUUUUGGGGGCAGUUUGGUCCUGGGGCUGCCAGCUCCAUUCCUUCAGGACCCCCAUCGGGGGUUGCUCAACCUCAGUGUGCCGGGUUUGCCCGCAAGCAGAUUCAGCCAGCGGA
This is a messenger RNA of Cinclus cinclus, 2179 nucleotides long. RefSeq names its product tyrosine-protein phosphatase non-receptor type substrate 1-like. NCBI's taxonomy places the organism in Eukaryota, Metazoa, Chordata, Aves, Passeriformes, Cinclidae. Bases 391 to 1890 code for a protein of 499 amino acids. The transcript is spliced from 8 exons. The record is from RefSeq and is a predicted model, not a curated record. Gene Ontology annotation, cellular component: plasma membrane.